Molecule: messenger RNA, 2734 nt
Organism: Engraulis encrasicolus (European anchovy)
Lineage: Eukaryota; Metazoa; Chordata; Actinopteri; Clupeiformes; Engraulidae
Gene: pnrc1
Product: proline-rich nuclear receptor coactivator 1
Exons: 2
Coding region: 258-1205 (315 amino acids)
Cellular component (GO): nucleus
Source: RefSeq, a predicted model, not a curated record
CCAUUUUUACAUGGGUAAACACGAAACUGCGCCAUCGGAGAAAGUUUUUACUACGCUGCCUUUUAUUUACCUUGCAUUCGUAUUGCUUACAUAUGUUUUUACGUACGGUGCUCGGAUACAGAAGGCCACAAAUAAUCAAAGGUGUCAAUCGAUGCUCGGGGGCAGUUCGCGCGUUAUAGUUUUUCCUGAACGGCAACUAGCACAAGCUAGUUUUCAUCGAUAACAGACGUUUAAAAUAUCCCAAUUCCGCGCCGUUGAUGUCAGUCGAUGACAUUGAAGUCAUGCACGGUGAAUCAAUUACUCACCACGUUGAACUAAAGUUCGACAACGUCGAGAACUACAAGCCCGCGAUAAUCACAGGGACGAAUAACAAAACAAGACAUGCCCUGUUCAAGAAGGGAAGCCGAGGUGCGCGGUCGCCAGCGUCAAACAACCAGAACAGCAAUCAGCGUUCUCAGCAACAACAGCACCAAAAACACGGACUGCUCAGAAUUAGCAACCCUGUGCGUCUUGCAGACUUCAACAACAAUGCAGUAACGACACGACCAAAAUCCCCUGCACAACACAAUGCAGAAUUGGUGACGCAAACAAACAAACCCCAAGCAGCAUUAGCAAGUACCCACCAGCUCAAAGCGGCAUCUAAAAAGGAGCUGCUGAAAUCAAAGACUGGAAAACCGGAGCGCACGUCCUCAUCAUCCUCAUCAUCAUGUCUUCCGAGUAACCAGACCAGUCACCACCACCACCUCCACGGCCCCAUUAAGUGUGAGCAGCAGACCCAACAGAAUGUCCUCGGCAUCAGCCGUGCCCAGCAGAAGACCAGCAGCAGGCGCACCAGCGGCGCGGCCGGUCCUAAAGCAUCCUUAAAGAAGUCUGAGAACAGUCGACAAAAGCAGCUCCAGCAGCAGUCCGGUUGCCAAGAGGGGACUAAAACUCCUCUUGGUCCGGCGGCGGCUGCUGACAACAUCAGGUUUGCUGAUAACUUACACCAGCUCCCUGCUGCUUCUUGUGCGGUAGAGGAAGAAGAUGGCACUAAGGAUGGAGAGAAAGUGUACGCGGGGGCCAAGUUUAGCGAGCCACCGUCACCCAGUGUCCUUCCGAAGCCCCCUAGUCACUGGGUGGGGGAUGGCGUGCCUCGCUGUGGUGGCAGCGACGGGCGAGACCAAAUGACCUCCCAUUUAAAGUCUCUUUUGAAGGUGCUGGAUUAGCUAAGUAAAAAAUAUCUCUUACAGAUCCAGUGCGUAAUUUUGGUUAGUUUAUUUCCAAAAUACAUGCUGCACAUUCACAAAUUUGAUGUGAAAACUUUUUAAUGCAUAUUUACUACGUAAACUAAUAUUUACCAGAGUAGGCUCUGUAUCCAAGGAUGUCUGACAGGUCAUUCAAAAUGGCAGAUAUGUACAUAGUGUGGUUCCACAUAUUCAUGUAUGAGAAGUGUAAACUUCCAAGCUGUAAGAAAUACUUUGAAAUUGAUAAUGGUACUAAAUAUUUAUGAAAAAUCAGACAUCUGUUGAUGUGCAGCAUAAAUUCUGGAAAUAAACUACUAAAAUUUAAACAGCAGACCUUAACAAAUGUCCCUAUCUACUUGUGCUUUGAUUAUUCUUUUCCACAGGAAAAAUUGGCUCUUUGAAGAUUACUUAAUAUUGCUUGUUGUAACAGAACAUCCUGAAUUACUGGUCGUCUUAUUUUCAUUCCCUAACAAGUUACAUUGAAAGAGUAAUAAGAAUUUCUAAUGAAGUGCACAUUUCUUUACUAUGAACAUAAUAAUAUAUGUGUAUAUUUUUCAUGUUGUUUUAAAAGAGUAAAAUCUAGUUUUAUUGCAUAAACUUUGAAAUUUGACAAUGACAUUGCAAUCAGGUGUGCUUUCAAAAUGUGUAGCCCGAGGGGCAUACUUGCACAUACGAUGUUUUCUCUUAUUCAUUUGCACAUAAAAAAAUAAGAGAUUCCUGAAUGUUGGUGAGAAAUGGUUGACCUGGGCGGUAUUCAAAGAACAUGGUUUAUUGAUAAACCUGCCUAAGUCAACAUAUAGAAAGUGGUAUUUAAAAAAAUAAUCAUAAUAAUAAUUAGGACUCCAUGCUAUUCUAUGAGCUUAUUUACCACUGACGUCAAGGUUUACUUAAACUGGUUUGCUAUUGAACUACGUCCUUCGAAUACCCCCUAGAAACUGUUGGGUGCAGUUAUUACUCUGUCCCAAUGUGCGCUGACAGGCUAGUCUUAUGUUUGUGCGGCAAGCUUAUCUUGGACAGGUUGGAAAGCUUGGACAGCUCACUAAAUAGACAAGCCGUUGACAGGUUGCCAUGAGAAUCUGCUUGGCAUUGGAAAGUCAAGAACUGGAACAAAGCACAGCUGAUCCUAAAGAAUACAUCUACAAAAAAGUCAGGUUUCUCUUUAUAAGCACUGAUGUCUAAACUUCUUUAUUUUGUGACCGGUAGCAUAAGCUACUUCUUUCAAUUUUUGCUGAUGAUGAUUCAGAGAUUGACUUUGACCAAAAAAAAUGUAUCUAAUGUGAACUGUUUACAUUUGUGUUGGUGAUAAAUAACAAAGUUUUUUUUUCUGGCAUUGCAUUUUAAAUGAGGUUGAGAAAAUGGUGUCAAGUAAUCAAGAUAUUUUGUUGCAACAACAACUGCCUUUUGUUUUGAUGGUCAGCGACAGUGUUAAUGUUGGCCUCCCCUCUGUCAAUUGGCGUGACAAAUUUUAUUUAUUGUUUUGUACCAGAAAUAAAGAAUUUGGAAUCCCCUCA